Molecule: messenger RNA, 751 nt
Organism: Acanthopagrus latus (yellowfin seabream)
Lineage: Eukaryota; Metazoa; Chordata; Actinopteri; Spariformes; Sparidae
Product: prostate-associated microseminoprotein
Exons: 4
Coding region: 142-534 (130 amino acids)
Source: RefSeq, a predicted model, not a curated record
CCGUCUGAGACAACCUGCUGACACACCAGUGCAGCGCAGAGAGGAAAAAAUUCAGGACAGUGAAUGUUGCAGCACUAGAGGGCGCCUGGGCUCAGUGUGUGACCUCUGACCUGCACUCACAUCUGAGGACCAAUUUCAGAAAUGGCAAACACAGCAGGAGGAGUGCUUUUAGCUUUACUGUUGUUGCUGAACUCCAGUGUGCCAUGUUUGUCUGUGUAUAACAGUGGAGAGUGCUUCUUCAACACGAAAGGGAGCUGUGAACACAAGGGGCAGAUGUACGGGAUAGGAGAGAGCUGGAUAACCAGUGACUGUUACCAGUGUGUCUGCAUGGAGCCUUUUGGAGUCGGGUGCUGUGAUCAAGAAUCUAAACCUGUGGACUAUCCGGACUGGUGCGAGAUCAUCCGUAAACCAGACUCCUGCACGAGUGUCGCGGUGAUGAGAGUCAAUCAUAAACUACCCUGCCUCUGGGGACGAGGUCGUCUCAGACCAGCUGCAGGCCAGCCGUGGAUUUCUGACAAUGAUCCUUUAUUUUGAGUUUAGCAGUUAAUGAAAUUAUAGCAAUAUAACAAUAUGUGAUGUUAAAUUUGUGAUUCAGACACCAGGUUUAUUCUAUCAUGAGAGACUAAGCUGUAGUGAAUUUUAUAACUAAAUCUCCAAGUAGCAGAGGAAUUAUCUGUCCGUUCUGUUUAUAUGUACGAUUUCACAGUUUAAAGUUGUGCUGUCAGUGUGUGCUGUUGAGGACUCUGUCUGA